UAUAUCACUGAUAUUAUUUGCAUACCCUAAAUGCUAGCUGCUUGUCUACGGAGGGUGUCUCGUUCAAUACGCAUACUUCGUGGGCAAACUCUUAGUUUGAAAUCGGGUGGAAGUGUGGAUAGUUGGAGAUCGAGAGACUGUCGUCAAUUCAACAUGUCGUCUGUCAGCCCCCCUGGUGGUUCCUGGUUAAGGGACAUAUUGGAGGACCAGUCUACACAGACGUACUACAUAGAGUAUGACAGAUUCUUCAGUAACCACCUGACACAUGGUAUCAUAGCAAUAGAGAAACUUGGUGGUGACAAAGACAGGGUCAACAGGUUCGUUGAACACUACAAAAAUCACGGGAAGCUGGAACCGCCUAAUCACCCACGUCACAGUGACGAAAGCACUGACGCAGAACCCGCAACGGAUGACGAACUACACAAACUUCUUGGGCAAAGGAAAUUGUACUACAAGAUACGUAAUCGAUUCAGAGUGAUACUGAAGGAACAUGGAUCAGCGGAAGAAAUGCUGAGAGAGGAAUUUCCAAAAUUGAGUAGGGGGCUAGUGUGCUCGGCCGCCCACGGUUUGAUACACACAGGCUAUGGAUACAGCGUUCGAUGCUCGUCCACAGUAACUGAAGGUCUGGCAUAUCUACAUCAUUCUUGUAAACCACUAAUAUUUGACGAAAAGAACCCGGAUAAUGACAUCAGCCAUUUUGGAAAAGGAGCAUGCGACAUUUUGACCGUACUUGCGGAACUGAAGAAAGAUGAAAAUUUAAGAAAGUACAUGGAAGACGAAGCAGUGAAGCUCAGACAAAGCGAUUGGUAUUCUGGUGGAUUCCAGUACAGAGUUGCCGCUCUUGUUGGAAAAGGUGAUGAUCUGAUGAAGUAUGCCUAUAAGAUCAAAGUACCGGUGAUACAGAGCUGUCAGGAUGAGGAUGGCCUGGCAGUCGCGCUUGCUAAUUGGUUACUAGACCAGGCCAUUGCUGUUUUUGCAUUGUCGGAAAUCAAAAACGACUUUUUUCUUCUUCAUGGUGUGACAGCUGCUUGGUCGUUACGACAAAUUAUCCCUUUGUUAAAACAUCCAGAUGCCGUUGACGCCUUGAGAACAUUCACGUGUGCCUUGUUAGCGGUUUAUGUCAGCCAGGGAUGUCCCGACUUGACAAACAAACCGGAAAUCCCACAAACGGACGUCACAGCUUCUGAUUGGCAGGAAAUCAUUGACAAGGCAUUAGCACGUGACACUGAUGAACAUAUUUACAAACUUGUACAGGUCUGCCAUGACACGUGGCGCGAGAAGAAUGGUUCCGACGGUGCUGCCCUCUAUAUACACGCAGCUCAAAUGUGUAUUGAUCACGACCUUCAUUUCUGAAAUACUGCAAUAGUUUGACAAAAUGCAUGGCUUCAAGGUGAAUGUAGGUCAAUUUGCUGAUGACGUCCAACUAAAAGUAGAUGUUGUUAUGACGUCAUUUUCCUAGUUAAGAAUUUGGCCAAGAAUAGUUUAGCUUUUUUUUGACGUAACAUUAAAUUGUUAAAUAAAAGAAUAUCUUUCUGGAGAAAAAUGUU
Pecten maximus is the source of this 1547-nucleotide messenger RNA. RefSeq lists its product as uncharacterized. The coding region runs from base 31 to 1353 and encodes 440 amino acids. NCBI's taxonomy places the organism in Eukaryota, Metazoa, Mollusca, Bivalvia, Pectinida, Pectinidae. The record is from RefSeq and is a predicted model, not a curated record. The transcript has 2 exons. Gene Ontology annotation, molecular function: oxidoreductase activity.